Molecule: messenger RNA, 2463 nt
Organism: Scatophagus argus
Lineage: Eukaryota; Metazoa; Chordata; Actinopteri; Scatophagidae
Gene: ccdc149a
Product: coiled-coil domain containing 149a
Exons: 12
Coding region: 143-1786 (547 amino acids)
Source: RefSeq, a predicted model, not a curated record
UCCGUGCGACUUCACAAGUAGAGCCGCCGGAGAGGAAAAAAAAGUGGCGUUGCAGGAUAAACAAACGAGGAGAGGCAGUCGGGACGGAGCUGGAGAGUCAGAGCUCCUUGUAUCCUGUCAUUUUGUAGAAAUACCUCCGACAAUGCAGUCUUCCAAGAGGAGUGAGAGUGACUGGCAGGGGCUCGUCAGCGAGUUCUUGGUGUGCAAGCGCAAGCUGGAGAGUAAGAAGGAGGCCCUGCUCAUUUUGUCCAAGGAGCUGGACACCUGUCAGCAGGAAAGAGACCAGUAUAAGCUGAUGGCCAACCAGCUGAGGGAGCGCCACCAAGGAUUGAAGAAAAAGUACAGGGAACUCAUUGAUGGCGACCCCUCUUUACCACCAGAGAAACGUAACCAGGUGAAUUUGGCUCAGCUGUUAAGAGACUCGAGAGAACGAGUGAAACAGCUCGCCGAGGAGGUGAAGGAGCUGAAUCAGAGACUUGUGGAGGCCCAGGGGGAUAACAAGCUCCUGAGGAUGACCAUUACGCGACAGAGGCUGGGGGAUGAGGAGGUGGGGGUUCGCCAUUUCCCUGCACAUGAGCGGGAGGAUCUAGUUCGGCAGUUGGAGAGAGCCGGGCUUCAGAUGGAGGAGAUGGAGCACAACAUGAAGGCUGUGACAGACGAGCUGCAGGAUGUGAAGGCUGAGCGCAACGUGUUCAGGGAGAAGGCCUACCGACUCAAUGUGGAGCUCAACCACGUCUUGGGAAACCGUGAGGCACGCAUUAUUGACGUCGAUGCCCUCUGCAUGGAGAACAGGUAUUUGCAUGAGCGUUUCAGCCAGCUUCAAGAGGAGGUGAACCUGCUGAAAUCUAACAUCAUGAAGUACAAGACGGCUCUUGAGAGGAGGAAAAACUCCGGCACAUAUGGGAAAUCAAACAGCAGUCCCCUCACUGGAGUCCUCUCAGCCAAACAAGUCCAGGAGAUGCUCCUGGAAGAGCAGGGCUGUAGUCUGCCAGCCACGCCUCAGUCCAUCUCCGACCUCAAGUCCCUGGCCACGGCUCUGCUGGAGACCAUCCAUGAGAAGAACCUGGUCAUCCAGCACCAGAGGCACACCAACAGGAUCCUCGGAAACAGAGUUGCAGAUUUAGAAAAGAAGCUGAAGACAUUGGAGGUUUCAGGACUGUGGAGUCUUCCAGGGACACAGGACAAUGUCUCACUGAAUGAAAACUUUCAACCGGAACUUCAUCCAACACGUGCCACAACUCACCCAAACAUGGAGCCCACGAUGCAGUCACCCAAAGUUGUGUCAGACAACAGAAAGUCACAUGAAUCAUUGUGGGAAUGCCAUACUGCUGGCAGUGACCUUGGCACAGAUGGCGUCAGCGGGGAAGACACACCUGCACUGCUGAACAGCCUGGAGCCUCUAGUGGGUAUGGAGACAAAUGGGAUUGAUAGGAGAGGGGGAGAAAUCGUGACCCUGACGGAAGAUCGAGCCACCUUCGAGCUGGAGGAUGGGCGGAGUCCUGUGGAAGAGGCAGGCCGUGAGGUCGAGGGAGUUGAAGAUGAAGAACUGGGUUCCACAGUGGAGGAAGGAGAAGAGGCGGCUCUGGCGCUGGGUGUCCCGUCCACUGAACCGGACCUGCAGUGGCUUCCAAUAAAACAAGCCUCUGCUAAUCAUACGGAGGUGGGUGAUCAGCUUUGUGAAUCCCAGGACAGUGGGUCUAAUUAUGUAUCUGAAUAUGUAGAAGCCUCAAUACCAGAGAACCAGGCCACGACGGGGUCGAGUACACUUGGCACGAACUUGGCAUGAAAGGACAUCACCGAAAGACUUGAGAAGCUUAUUUAAAUCCUUGUCCUUGUCCUUGUCAUCGUUAUUGAUGGUUGCAUUAUUCAUUCUCACAACGUAGCCACUGCUCACUAACUCGCUUUUCAGCUCUGUUUUUAGUCAAUAAAAGAGAAAAGACUUUUCCAGCCACCGUUGACAGAGCCAGAGGUGCACUUUAUAUCUAGACAGGCUUGUUGCUGUGCAGGAACAGACACUCUUGAAAUCAAUGGAGUUGCAAACUUCAUGCCCUACAGGAAAAAAUUUAGCUAGGAAAAUAACAAAUAUGGCAGCCUCAGCUCCUGUGCCCCAUAUUCCCUUCUUGCCUUCCCAUGCGAUAAGAUAAUCCCAAUUGUUUGCUUUCUUCUUCUUCCUAAGGGAUGCCAAUAAAUUGGUUGCUACAUUUUGUUGUUAGUCUCAUUGGGUGGUGCAAAUUGACUUACCAAAACUUGUAAUGAAUGUUUUGUACAUAUAUGUAAAUGAACAAUGUUAAUAUUAGAAAUUCUAUUUAUGUCUAUUCAUCUCUGUGGGUGAAUCUUACUAAUCAGUCAGCUUUUAUUUUUUCCCAUUUCCAAGUUGAUAUUCAGAAGAGACUACACAUGCCUUAAAUGUGGAAGAAUUCACUGAUAUUUAUGAAUAGAAAUGCAUAAACCGAUUCACUAUGA